GUCGUGAUGAAUGAGUGGACUUUUCGCUCCCAAAAAUGCCCUUCAUUUUGCUUGAAGAUUCAGACGCCAUCUUCAGCAUUCCCCUGCGAUUCUCUGAAGAGCGUCUCCAGAGGAUUUGAAGACAAGAAAUCUUGUGAGUUGGUCUUGAUAAGGGUGUUUUCCCCAUGGAUGCUGUUGAAGAAGAAUCUAAGUGCGAUUGCACGCAAGGUAUACCUAAGAAGGAAGAGGGGUCAUCAGUUGGCAUAAAGGUGUUGUUUUUUGCCAGAGCUCGUGACUUGACUGGGUUGAGUGAUGUGCACCUGGAGGUCCCAUCUGGUAGCACCGCAAGUGACUGUUUGAAUGAGCUUGCUGUAAGAUUUCCGGGCCUGGAAGAGAUCCGUCAAUGCAUAGUUCUGGCACUGAAUGAAGAAUAUGCAAGCGAAACAACUGUUAUUAAGGAGAAUGAUGAACUGGCCAUCAUCCCUCCCAUAAGCGGGGGAUGAUUUUUUGCGGUAGCAAUCAUCAUCCGCAAACACAAGCUAUUAUGUCAUACAUGUUCAAUCUAGAUUGAGGUGUACUGUUGAAAUUACGAAUACCCAGAUAUUUGGUGUGUAAUUUGUUUGUUUCAAACACCAUUUCCUCCUUGUAUGGAACGCUGUAAAGAUUGACUCCUGAUGUGCAUUUGUAUAAGGAAAAACCGUCAAGGACCAAUUCUUGAAAUGGCAUUUUUUUAAUAAAGUUUACAAUCUGACAAA
This is a messenger RNA of Eucalyptus grandis, 734 nucleotides long. RefSeq names its product molybdopterin synthase sulfur carrier subunit. The transcript has 2 exons. The record is from RefSeq and is a predicted model, not a curated record. Gene Ontology annotation, cellular component: cytosol. Gene Ontology annotation, biological process: Mo-molybdopterin cofactor biosynthetic process. Lineage: Eukaryota; Viridiplantae; Streptophyta; Magnoliopsida; Myrtales; Myrtaceae. Bases 165 to 482 code for a protein of 105 amino acids.